AUGGAGGGCAGCAUAAAGGAGCUAAGGCUAGGGAGGGAGCCUGAAGGGGCAGAGGACAGCCUGACCAACCUCCAGACACUGGCCCUGAAGUGGUUCAUGGAGACACAGGCCCCCCUCAUUCUGCAGAAUGGUGCGCUGCCCCCCUGGUUUCACGGAUUCAUCACCCGCAAGCAGACGGAGCAGCUGCUCAGGGACAAAGCUCUUGGCUCCUUCCUCAUCCGCCUCAGCGACCGGGCCACUGGCUACAUCCUGUCCUACAGGGGCAGUGACCGCUGCCGGCAUUUUGUCAUCAACCAGCUCCGAAACCGACGCUACCUCAUCUCAGGGGACACCCAGAGCCACAGCACCCUGGCUGAGCUCCUGCACCAUUACCAGGAGGUGCAGUUUGAGCCCUUCGGGGAGACCCUGGCUGCUGCCUGCCCACGGCUAGAGGACAAUGAUCUGUAUGAUGCCGUCACUGUGGGCCUCCACCAGACCAACCCAGGCCUGGAAAGUCAACCUGCCAUGGUGUCCCCAAUGGUUGCCCCAGACAAGGCCGCCAGCCACUGCCCUGCUCCAAAGCCCCAAGUUUCCUUCCUCCACACAAAGAAGACGCUUGCUUCAAGUCCCAGAAACCUCUCUGAGGAGGAAACCAAGGAGACCUCCAUCAGGGUGCCCCUGCAGCCUGAGAGAAGUACCUCCCUCCUGGACGAAGGAGAAGGCCCCAAUGACAUCAUCUAUGCAGACCUGAGGAAGAUGAACCAGGCCCAGCUAGGCCUGCGCACAGAGGUGUCUAGCAGGCAGGGGGCAGUUCUUGCUGGCCGCCAGACCUGCUCCCCAACCAGGGAGGACCUGGGGAGACUUUCAGAUGGAGGCCACAACAGGCCUGAUGGCCCUGGGCCUGCUCUUGCUGGGAUGAGCCCAGACCCAACAGUAUCUCCCACAUCCUGGGGGUUCCUCCUACCCCCAAGUUCUGAGGGCCUGGGAUCUCCAGCUGUGACCUGGAGCCAGGGCUCUCUAAUGCUGAACCACAAGGCUCAGCCCUGCUCCCAGAACAGCUCUGCAGACACCUAUGAGCUCACUGGGACAACAGGCCCCCUGCAGCAGACCAGGGAUGGGCCAAACGAAAAAGGUGAUACCUACGAGCAGAUCCCAGACUGCUGGGCUUACCCUGCCAGGCCCCCACAUCCUGGGGCCAGUCUCACCUACAGCAAGCUUUCAGGGCCCACAGAAUAUGGCUACGAGAGGAUCCCAGAGCCCGGGAACACCUAUGAGCAAAUUCCAGCAGUCAAGAGCAAGGAGACUGGACGGACACAUAAGCCUGACAAGCUCCGGAGGCUCUUCUUCACAGACAAGAAGCACAAAUUCUGA
Orycteropus afer afer is the source of this 1350-nucleotide messenger RNA. RefSeq names its product SH2 domain containing 7 (gene SH2D7). The coding region runs from base 1 to 1350 and encodes 449 amino acids. NCBI's taxonomy places the organism in Eukaryota, Metazoa, Chordata, Mammalia, Tubulidentata, Orycteropodidae. Gene Ontology annotation, cellular component: cytoplasm. The transcript has 6 exons. The record is from RefSeq and is a predicted model, not a curated record.